This is a messenger RNA of Chinchilla lanigera (long-tailed chinchilla), 3321 nucleotides long. It is a transcript of the gene B3glct, whose product is annotated as beta 3-glucosyltransferase. Gene Ontology annotation, cellular component: membrane. The coding region runs from base 1 to 1446 and encodes 481 amino acids. The record is from RefSeq and is a predicted model, not a curated record. Gene Ontology annotation, molecular function: acetylglucosaminyltransferase activity. Lineage: Eukaryota; Metazoa; Chordata; Mammalia; Rodentia; Chinchillidae. The transcript is spliced from 15 exons.
AUGGCGAGGGUGGAAAUUGCUUUUGCUUUGAUGUCUGAAGAUAUAAAGAAAGAAGUCAAGAGAACUCAGGAUUUGGAGAAAAGUGUUAUAUCAAGAAAAAAUGACAUAAACUUAAAAGAAAUUAUAUUUGUCAUCCAGAGUCAAAGCAACUCUUUUCAUGCCAAGAGAGCAGAGCAAUUGAAAAAAAGAAUUUUAAAGCAGGCUGCAAAUCUUACCCAGGAACUCCCCAGAGUCCUCCUCCUUCAUCAGCUGGCUAAGCAGGAAGGUGCAUGGACCAUACUUCCACUGUUACCACACUUUUCUGUAACAUAUAGCAGAAAUUCAUCAUGGAUUUUCUUCUGUGAAGAAGAGACAAGAAUUCAGAUUCCAAAACUCUUAGAAACGCUCAGACGAUAUGACCCAUCUAAGGAAUGGUUUUUAGGAAAAGCAUUGCAUGAUGAAGAAUCUACAAUAAUUCACCAUUAUGCCUUUUCUGAAAAUCCUACAGUUUUUAAGUAUCCAGAUUUUGCUGCUGGCUGGGCCCUUAGUAUCCCACUUGUUAACAAGCUCUCCGAGAGGUUGAAGAGUGAAUCCUUGAAAUCCGACUUUACAAUAGACUUAAAACAUGAGAUUGCCCUCUACAUCUGGGACAAAGGUGGAGGACCCCCCCUUACCCCGGUGCCUGAGUUUUGUACAGAAAUUAUGGACUCCCACUGUGCUACCACAUUCCAUUCCUUUCUGCCCCUUUGUGGAAAACCAGUGAAGAAAGAAGAUAUUUUUGUUGCAGUAAAAACGUGCAAGAAAUUUCAUGGUGACAGAAUACCCAUUGUAAAGCAGACCUGGGAGGGACAGGCGAGUGUCGUGGAGUACUACAGUGACUAUGCAGAUAGUGCCAUCCCUACUGUGGAUUUGGGAAUUCCUAACACAGACAGAGGUCAUUGUGGAAAAACAUUUGCCAUUUUGGAAAGAUUUUUGAAUCACAGCCGGGACAAAGUGACAUGGCUAGUCAUUGUGGAUGACGAUACAUUAAUAAGCAUCUCCAGGCUCCAGCACUUGCUUAGCUGCUACGACUCCAGUGAACCAGUGUUUCUGGGAGAGCGCUACGGCUAUGGUCUGGGCACUGGCGGUUAUAGCUAUGUCACGGGAGGAGGAGGAAUGGUCUUCAGCAGAGAAGCCAUCAGGAGAAUUCUUGCCAGUAAGUGUCAAUGCUACAGCAACGAUGCACCUGACGACAUGGUCCUGGGCAUGUGCUUCAGUGGCUUGGGAAUCCCCGCGACACACAGUCCCCUCUUCCAUCAGGCCCGGCCGGUGGAUUACCCUAAGGACUACCUUUCUCAUCAAGUUCCCAUCUCGUUCCACAAACACUGGAACAUCGAUCCAGUGAAGGUGUAUUUCACGUGGUUGGCUCCCAAGGAGGAAGACAAAGCCACACAGCACACACAAGAAGGUGUUAGGGAAGAGUUGUAAGGCAUGGCGGCCCGUGGGCAGUUCAGGGACGGCGCUGUGGAACCUUGGCUUCGUCUCACCGUGCCGUCCGUGCUGUAGUGCUUGUGGGCUUCACAUGACACCAGGCACUUCCUGACUUCAAGGGGAAAUAAUGUAAAUGGCAUUUUUUGAUGUGGGAAGAAAAGGAGUCAUAGGGUAAAAUAAUUUUUUUUCCUGGGAAAAAUCCCUUGCUUUUGACUUACACAGUUAUUGUAAUACAGUGAUGACUGUGCAUUUUUCAAACUGAAUGAUACAGCAGCUUUAUUACUGUCACAGGAAAAUAAAUGGUACCAGAAAUCCCUUUCCUCUGCUCUCUCUUCAUUAUGCUGAAUGUCAUUUGACAUAAACUAGAGAUGCAACUGUUGUCCCUAGGUAAAGAAGAGCGAAUGUCUCUUGUCAUGGAUUUUGGCAAGGCAUGAACUUUUAAACCAUAUUAUCGAUGAUGAAAUUUGGUUUCUGGGAACUCUGUAGGAAGGAUAUUGUAUUGAGAGCCAUUUGUAAAACACCAUAAAAGUCUCACUGAAAUCCCCUGUAGUCUACAUAGUCACGAGUGUCACAUUUUAUCUGUUCUUUUGUUGUUUGUGCCUCCUACAAAGAGAACAGGAGGUCGUCUCCUGGUGCUUCCUAUUUGCUGAGAAGCUCUUUGGGUGCCAUUUCUCCCUGAAGCCCCACUUUAUGGCUGCUGGGCAAGGAAGGGUACUGGGUACUGCCAGGAAGCAGUGUUCUCAGUCUUGAUAAACAAUGUUGGUAUGGUUGCUGGACUGAGCAAGCUCCAUGCAAGUCUCAGGCAGUGAGUUGUAUUUGAACAUGGUGUUUUACUUUUGUCUCUCUUUCAAUGUUACUAAUGACUCUUCUGGCUCAGAACAGACACCCCCAACCCCAGUGAUGAAACCCUUAUAGAAGCACAGCGUGAUGAUCUUACAGUUCCUCUGGCUUUUUAAAGAAUGACACUUGAACACAGCAUCCUGCAACAGCCCUAAUUUUCAGAUCAUGUCUUUAAUAUAUAGUCCUUGAACACGUUCAGUAUGAAUGUAUAAAAAUGACUCUAUACUUUAAUGUUUUCAUUUUAUAAUUCAGUUUUAUAAAGGUAUUUACAUAAGAUUUGAUUUUAAUAGGUUGUAAAUUAAUUUUAGUAGAGUAAAACAUUUUCUUCUUUGCUUUUUUAAAAAUAAGAACAGCUUUCUAUUCAUUAACUUUGCUUAUAAUGCUUUUUGUAGCCAAGCACAGGGUAUUAAGCCAUACCACCCAAAGUAUGUUAUGUAGUAUGUUGUUUUUAACAGUCUGUUUUCCAUGUAGCUGAGACCUGACUUGUACAAAGUGAUGCAAUAAUACUUUUCCAUGUUAUCAAGUACCAGGAUGAGUGUGUUUCGGUCCCGGCACCAUACGUGACAUUACAGUCUUAUAACAGAAUGCACUGGAUUCAGUUUAUGAAAAUGGAUUGUGAGACUCAUCUGAGGAGGGGGCCAAGGGCAGUUAGCUAGAUGAGAAACACCAGAACGAUUUCUAAACCCCACGAACCUGCUGUGAUGGUGUCAGCACCAUUGUCAUCAUAGCUGGGAUGCUUAUUGUUGGUGCCGUUGUAAUCAUCUUCCCGUCCUCUGCUCCCAGAGGGCCCCGGCGCAUACACCCGUAGAGGAGGCUUCAGUUCUUCCCAGGCCUGCUGCUGAUGGUUCCCACCCAGAGACGUUUCAUCUGAUGGGACUGAACCCAGCGUGUCAAGCUUUCUUCUGCGUAAUGAUGAGUGCCUUCUAUUACUGCAAGAGCUCAUCUUCUGGUACCUCUUGGUGUUUUGUUAAUUAUGUGUACCUGUUGUUGGAACUAUGUAAUUCUAACCACAAAUAAAACAUCUUUUCCUAA